Messenger RNA from Larimichthys crocea (large yellow croaker), 3052 nucleotides. It is a transcript of the gene bach1a, whose product is annotated as BTB and CNC homology 1, basic leucine zipper transcription factor 1 a. NCBI's taxonomy places the organism in Eukaryota, Metazoa, Chordata, Actinopteri, Sciaenidae. The record is from RefSeq and is a predicted model, not a curated record. The transcript has 5 exons. Gene Ontology annotation, molecular function: protein binding; DNA-binding transcription factor activity, RNA polymerase II-specific; RNA polymerase II cis-regulatory region sequence-specific DNA binding. The coding region runs from base 41 to 2254 and encodes 737 amino acids. Gene Ontology annotation, biological process: regulation of transcription by RNA polymerase II.
AAAUUAAAGUUGGAAUUUGUACAAAAUAUUUAUAUUUUUAAUGAAAUGUUUCCAAAUGAGAAAAACUUUCUCCUGUCUUUAUAUACCGGCUGAGGGGGACACACACACACUGAGCAUGCGCAGUACAGCCUCUGGUCCCGUAUUAUCACAUGACGAGAAGAAAGCUCCGGAUGGCCAGAACAGACUGUACUCUAAAUUUACCUAUGGCAGUGUUAUGAAGCUGACAUGGCAGGCUGAGCUCCUCAGAACCAUGACGUUCCAAGCUCCUCGCAUGUCAGCGUUCACCUUUCAGUCUGCGGUGCACAGCACCCACGUUCUCCAGUGUCUGAACGAACAGAGGCAGCGGGACGUCUUGUGUGAUGUGACGGUGGUGGUGGAAAACAAGAGUUUUCGAGCCCAUUGCUCCGUCUUGGCUUCCUGCAGCGAGUACUUUCACAGCAGGUUUACCAAUGUCACCAGACAGAAUCCCAUCAUCGCCUUGUCUGAUGAGGUAACUGUCGAGGGGUUUGAACCAUUGCUUCAAUUUGCCUACACAUCGAAGUUAAACUUCACCAAAGAAAACAUUCAUGCUAUUCAUAGUGCUGCUGAGUUUUUAGGAUUUCAUAACUUGGAUUCAGCAUGCUUUGAUUUCCUCAUCCCAAAGUUUUCUGAAGGCAAAAAACCCCCACAGGAGGUCAGGCGUAGAGCCUGUUGUCGAAGUCGGGAUCCUAGUGCCAGCUUUGCUUCCAGCGUAGAGAGCAGCCAACCAAAUUCAUUUCAGUCACACAGCUCAGUGCCUUCAAGAGGUGAUGAACGAACAGACUUCCCACCACAGUGUCCUCAGAGCGCACAGGGUCAAACGAACAGCGGGGAAGAACACUUCUGUUUGGAGAACUGUGGGCCACAAAUGGCUCCCUUAUCUCUGGACUUAACGGCAAAUGGUGUGUGCCCCAUGUUGUCUUUGCCAUGCCCAGACUCCAACAAAGCAGAUCAUCCCUCUCAGUUCUGCGAAAGAGACAUUUUAGAGAUAGGAGAUGUGUGUAAUCAAAGUGAGUCGAGUUUGGCAGACUGUGGCUUACCCUGUGAGCUGUCAGCCCCGGGAGAUGUGAAUCUGCCAGAACUCAUUGAGCCAGCAGGCAGCAAUGUUAAACAGACUGUUGAGACUCUUGGUGCUGAAACCAAUUGUAACCCUGGUUCAUGUACACUCAACACAUCAGGGGCAGGAGAUUGCAAUGAGUUAUUAGAGCAGAGUGAGGUUGGCCUCGAACAGAGAAUGACAGGUGAUCUCUCAGACCCUAAACUAACUGCUCUAAUCCACGAUGAGGGAUUUGAGGAGAGGAGCAGCGUGGAGAGAGAAGUGGCUGAACAUCUGGCAAAGGGAUUUUGGCCUGACCUAUGCCCAUCUCAGGCUCAACCAAUCCCCCUGGAUCCCCUGGACCAAAACAAUCUGGCGAAGGCUUCAGACUUUCAUUGGCUGAAACAGCUGGACCUGAGCUCCAGUGUAGGCGAAUGUCCCUUCCUCAAGGACCUUGAGACAGGUGAUGACUCGGGUCCACGCACUGACAGUCUGUCCCAGUCAGAAAAGAGCCCCUACAUGUCUUCCUCAACACUCAACUCUGGGGACGACACAGAUCUGGACACAGAUGGGGAUACUGAAGCCAACAACAAAAGAGCAGCAGAGAUCCAGCUCCCAUUCCCAGUGGAGCAGAUUGCAUCAUUGACCCGGGCUGCAUUCCAGCAGCUUUUAAGACACCAUCACCUGACCCAAGAUCAGCUGGAUUUUGUCCACGACGUCCGCAGAAGAAGUAAAAACCGCGUCGCUGCACAGCGCUGCCGGAAGAGGAAACUAGACAGCAUACAGCAGCUGGAAUGUGAAAUCAAAAAAUUGAAAAGUGAGAAAGAACGCUUGCUGCAGGAGCAAACCGAGCUGGAGCAGAACCUGGAGGAGUCGCGGCAGAGUCUGUGUGGGUUAUGUAAGAGCGUCAGCACUGAGCCUGGCUGUGAUCAGGACCACUUGCAGCUUCUCGCUAAGCUCUCGUCACCAGACUUAUCCAUCUCCCCCCCUAGCCUAGUGGAUAAAGACGAAGAGUCCCAAAUGACUGUUGAAAUGGUAAGUUGUUCUUCGGAGUGUGACCCAAGCAAGCUGCCUGCAGACUUAGUUCAAACUGCUUUGCCACAGGCCGGCACACAGGCAGAGGAGGCUGGUUCUCCACAGAGCUGCCCAGAUCCCGCAUCUCAGCUCAACGCCUGCCUGGACAUAAAGAAUUUAAUGUAAUCUCCUUUUGGGGUAAAUAUGCUUAACCUGUGCAUUUCACUGAAUGAUUUUCUGCCUGAUAUCAGUAUCUUAAAGUGACACAAAGAAAUGUCACAUUUCCUUUGCUGUAUUUCUAACACAGAAUGGAGUUUUCAUCAUUUCUAAAGUGCAACAAUUUUCAGGUAAUUCCCACAUUUUUCCAUUUGUGAAUUAGGAGGACGUUAGGCUUAAAAUUCAGUUUGUUUUUCUCAGGGAAACUCGUAACCUGACUGUGUUUUGAUGGUUAAAAUAAUUCUUGUUGCACACCCAGCCCACUCUUUAUGCACACUUACACUCUAACAAAGGUUGUUCACAGACAUUUCUUUUAUUCAAGGCUUAUUUGUUUGUCAUUAUAAUCUUGACAUAUACUGUAUUAUUAUACUAUGCUGUUCCUUUGAUUAAAUAUGCACAGCACUAACAGAACUUUAUACAAUAGAUUAUGAGGAAUUGUUACAGCUAACAUAAAUUCACAACAGCAUUAUUUGAAUGCCAAUGCAUAGUUUGAAUGAAUAUUUUAGAAAUGGUUCCAGUGUCUGAACGUGUUACAGGGGAACAUAAGAAGUGAUGUUAUGUAAUGCAAAAUGUGCCUUAUGCAGUAGUAUAGCGUUAAAAGAAAGAUACAGGCAAUCUUUGUAUAUUCUUGUCUCAAGCACUGUUGCACAUUAACCCAGAGCCGAUAUCGAUGGCAUUCUCUUAUGUUUAGGUCUGUCUUCAUGUUGAGUAUUUUUUAUUAAAUGCUUUCAUGGAUUACAGAUUUAAAUAAACAGCAUUUUGUUACUA